Molecule: messenger RNA, 1999 nt
Organism: Xylaria bambusicola
Lineage: Eukaryota; Fungi; Ascomycota; Sordariomycetes; Xylariales; Xylariaceae
Product: polysaccharide export protein
Exons: 2
Coding region: 501-1766 (421 amino acids)
Source: RefSeq, a predicted model, not a curated record
AGAUUUACUUACAAUGUGAGAGGUAGGCUAGGUACCUUUAGGUAAGUACACGCACCCAGUGGGCGUAUAUUAAAGAAGCCGCCAAGGAGCCUCAGCAAGCUAGCCACCGCCCAGAAAUCUUACAUCCUUCACACAUCGACUUGAAAUGUUCCAACUUGGACCAUGCUCAGACACAGCCAUAGCCCCCUUUUCCUUUCCCUCGUAGUUCUUAGCUACGGCCCUUCCUUUUUUCUCUACUAUCCUAUACCCUCUUCUUGACAAUUAUAUUCUUCGCACUAUUUUCCGGCUUAGCCCCUAUGCUCUUUCUUACUUGUAGGAACGGGCACUUGCGCGGUGAGAAGACUCGGGGAGACCUUCAAGUUCUACCUCCCUAGUUCUAUUCUCUAGUUAUAUCAUGACAUAGCCUCGACCCCGUCUCUCUCUUUCCUUUCUAGCCCUGGCUUUCUCCAAGUUCCUCGAAACGCUGCAGUAGCCGUCUUUCUCGCCAACCCUCGCUCUCCAUGAUCAUCAGCUAUCGUCGCUUCCGGCGCACCUACCUGCGACCGACUCUCCUGGUCCUCUUCUUCGUCUUCCUCAUCGACGCUGUCCGCCUCGUGCGCUACCGACCAGACACGUACCGAACGAAACCGAGCGAAGUAUAUCAACAACGAUAUCGCGAUGGGGUCCCGGCCAACAUCACCAUCUUCAUUGCUUCUGUCCACCGCAACACAGAGGAGAUAUUGAGAUCAGCCUGGAACCAAGCAGUGCUGGAUCUGGCAGAGUACUAUGGCCCUGAGAACAUAUAUUUUUCAGCAGUCGAGUCGGGAUCUCAGGAUGAGACCAAAGCUGCAUUGCUCGAGCUUCGGGAAUCGCUAGAUUUGAAAGGUGUGCCGAAUUUGAUAACGUUGGGCCAGACCGUAUGGGAACAGUUGGAAGAGAUUGAAUCACGGCCACCGCCGAAUAUGCGGGUGCCGACUUGGAUUUGGAACAUGGUGGAAGACCAAUGGGAGAUGCGGCGGAUUCCGUACCUCGCGCGAGUGCGCAACCAAGCUAUGGAACCGUUGAGGGAGCUAGAGAGCCAAGGGAGGACUUUUGACAAGGUCCUCUGGCUCAACGACGUUGUCUUUGACACCGAAGAUGUCGUGACGCUCCUCCAUACGCGCAACGAAAAGUAUGCCGCGGCUUGUUCCAUGGACUAUAAAAACGCGCCGCUCUACUAUGACACUUUUGCGUUGCGGGAUGACAUGGGCUUAAAGACCAUAUCACAAUACUGGCCAUGGUUUCAGUCCCCUUCUUCGCGGGCCGCUGCUGAGAAGAAUGUGCCUGUUCAGGUAACGUCAUGCUGGAAUGGCAUAAUCGUCUUUGAUGCGGAACCGUUCUAUGCCAAACCCCCGCUUCAAUUCCGCGGUAUCGAUGAUAGCCUCGCCGAUUUCCACCUUGAGGGAUCGGAGUGUUGUCUCAUUCACGCUGACAACUACCUUACCUCCGAAAAGGGGGUAUGGGUUAACCCGAAUGUCCGCGUGGGAUAUAGCGUUGAUGCAUACCGACGGUUGCGGAGAAACCGUUUUCCUUCACCCUUGUGGACAGUAAUAGGUGCCUGGGUUAACCGCAUCAAAGGCGGGCGAAUAGCUAUUCAGACACAAUUAGAAACUCGUGUAGUGACAAAGCGUCUAGAGCAGUGGAAGGCCGAGACACCUCAUGGACAACCACCACGACAUGAGCCUGGGGCGGCCUGUCUCAUUAAUGAGAUGCAGAUUAUGUGGGAGAAUGGCUGGAAGCAUUUAUAGACUUUAAGAUAAAUAGCCAGAGUCAAGCGCACAAGUAGUAAACUUCAGGAGCGCAUCCAUCAAUACGUAUAACCAUCCAGCUUUGUAGUGUAUGCACCUCCUAUAUAUGGCAAAUGAAGCCUUUCUAGGACAUAAGAACAAAAUGUUCUACCUCUUGGAUGUGAAAUGUAACAAAUGCACGCAAGCCUUGUGCUAGCUGCGUCACCAGCGCAAGUGGUUCCCAGCUCGAGCUU